AUGAGCCUGCGCUGGAAGAAGUUGUCUGCGACCACAUCCGCCGUGCCCGUGCGGCGGGGCGCCAAGACGCUCCAGGCUCGUCCGUGCGCGAGCGCGUCCACUGUGCCCAAGCUACCCAAGCUGCCCGACCUCAACAGCCGCGCUGCCGGACGCUCGCCGUCCGAGGCCGGCGAGGUGGACCAUCUGCCGGUGUCGCUCGACGCGCACGUGACGCACAAGAUCCAGGAGUUCCUGCGGCGCCUGGUCGGCGGCUUCCACGGACCCGAGGUGGAGGCCUUCGUGUCCAUCGACACCCCUCCCUCCCGCACGCUGAAUCUGAUCGAGGCUUGGCUCUUCGGGCCGGAGGCCGAGAAGGGGGUGGCGAAGCAGGGCGAGAUGAGCGAGUACAAGGCAGGCGACAAGCAGUGGGAGCCGUGGUACUUUGUCCUGCGCGGCUCGUCGCUCCUCAAGUACCGCUCGGCCAGGCAGGAGAACGACCCGGCGAGCGUGUACGAGCUGGGCACCGCCGCCACCGCCAGGGCGGCGACCGAGCACCAGCCCGCCGGCGGCGGAGUGGAGGGCAGCGACGGCGAGCAACACGCGCUUGAGCUGGAGUACAACGGCAAGACGCGGCGCCUGGCCUGCGCCUCCAGGCAACAAGCUGACCAGUGGAUCGACGCCUUCAACCAACUCAACGCCAGCGACACCACCAGCAGUAGCAUCAGCAGCAGCAGCAACGACAACAGGAAGAGGAGGAAUGUGGUGUUUGGGGUGGAGCUGCCGCGGGUGACGCACGUUAAGAACGAUCCCUGGUGGCGUCUUAGCGGUCCCAAGCCCGGCCAGGGGGCGUCCUUCAUUGCGUGCGGCGCCGCGCAGUACGUGGACGAGCUCGCCGGCUUCCUCCUGGCCGCCGGCAAGGAAAAAGAAGGCCUGUUCGACCAGUUGCCCACGACGGAGCUGGUGCGGCAGGUGCGGGAGGGCGAGAGCGUGGACUAUGGCGCCUACCAGCGGACCCCGGAGAAAGUGGCUGGCCUCCUGCUGGUGUUCCUCCACCAGCUGCCCGCGCCGCUCAUCCCCUUCGAAUUCUACGACUCCUUCGUGGCCGCCUUCAGCAUACAGGAGGAGAAGAAGCGGAAGAAGCUGGUGAAGGCGCUGCUGUCGCUGCUGCCUUCGCUCAAUCUGAAGGUGCUCCGGCUGGUGGUGGGCUUCCUCGCCCACUUCCUCGCCACCCUGCCCAAGAACAGCGGGAGCUCCAUCACAUCGGCGUUCGCGGGUGUGAUCCUGAGACCGCUUUGCUACGGCGAUGUGGCCCGCUACGCGGCCGCAGCCACGCCCCGCCUUCUCGACCUACUGGUGGCCUGCCGACACAAGUUUUGGAACUAUGAAGAGGGCUUUGGCGAAGGAGAAGCCAAGCCCUCGAGAGCCGAGGGGAGCUUCGCGCGGACCAAGAGCGCAGCGGAGAUCAGGACCCACGCCAAGCUGGCCGAGAGCAGGGUCAGCAAGUUCGAGCCCAAGGCCCAGGCCCAGGCCACGGUGGUCCCAGUGAUCAAGUUCGAUGAGGCGGACCCCGAGACGGAGAGCUGCAGGGCGGCCAGAAGCGGCACCCUGGACCUCUUUGCCCAGAUGGCCCAGGGCGCCGCGACCAUGCAGAAGAGCGCCACCGCCAAGCGCCGAGAACGCAGGAAGCGGUCCCUCACCUUCCACAAGGAGGGUUCGGCCUCGAUUGUGACCGCAUCGGCAGCUCCGUCGCCGAGCGUCGCGGUCUCGUCUACGCCGGCCAUACGAAGGCUCACGAAGAGCAACACGGUCGACAGCCUCGAGUGGAAGAAGCCGGCGGCGGCGGACACGAGCGACAAAUGCGGGCCUGAGGGCGAGGCAGCCGGGCCGAAGGCCACCGCCACCUUGGGCACUGCGGCCAAGCGCAGGGAGCGCCGCAAGCGCAGCCUGACCCGAGAGCAGCUGCAGUCGACGCCGCCGGCGACGUCGGGCGAGCAAUCGGCGAGCCAGCUGUUUGUGGGCGCGGUGCACAAGGUGAAGGCCGGCAUGACAAUGAACGCGCGGCUGGCCGAGAUCUCACGCCUCAAGCAGCAGCGCAUGGGCCUCGACAACGUUGUCAAGGCGAACGACGCCCCGGCGCCGGAGCCGAACAAGUCGUACCGCAACCUAGGCGGUGGCAGCGCGAUCGGGCCGCGUCGCCCGAAACACAAUGACGAAGACGACGAUGACGAAGAAAAGGAGGAGAAGAAGAACGCCGAGUGCGAGGAGGUGCCAGAGUCUCCCAGGCCGCGCAGUCCCUUCCUGAGGGAGCUCCAAAUGAACACGCUGGCCAAGAACUACCGGGCCAAGUGCUUGGAAGUCGACGUGGUGGGCGAGGAGCGGGAGAAGAUGGGCUUCGACCCGAGCCAGCAGGCAGAGCAAAUGGGCGCCCUUAGGUCCUGGGUUAACCCCGCUUCCCCCACACCCAGCUAG
This is a messenger RNA of Acanthamoeba castellanii str. Neff, 2448 nucleotides long. Its product is annotated as PH domain containing protein. Bases 1 to 2448 code for a protein of 815 amino acids. Gene Ontology annotation, cellular component: cytoplasm. NCBI's taxonomy places the organism in Eukaryota, Discosea, Longamoebia, Acanthamoebidae. The record is from RefSeq and is a predicted model, not a curated record. The transcript is spliced from 11 exons. Gene Ontology annotation, molecular function: GTPase activator activity. Gene Ontology annotation, biological process: small GTPase-mediated signal transduction.